AUGUCAGGAGAUGAUGACCGCGAGUACGAGGACUACUUGAGGCUCGCUACGGAACAGAACCCGUCCAUGAUUAUGGAACUGGACCUUGAGGGGAGGAUCAAAUAUAUAUCGAAGCAAUGGGAGGAUAUUGUGCAGUUGCCGGUGCCCACGGGGUCCAUUUCCUCAGUGAUAGACGGCACAGAGGAAGAUAAGAUGGUUUUCAACAGGGCUAUGGAGAUGAUGUUGCAGAACGAUAACAUCAGCUACACGGUCACUUUCACACUGGCAAGUGGGGAAGUACUGGAGGCAUGCGGGAUCAUGAUCUCGGGGGACGAAAAGCAGGAGACGCACUCGAUGUGGAUACUCAAACCGUACAACGAAAUGCCGCACGAUAUUGUCGGGCUACCAGAGACUUUGUUGCAGAAGUUAGGGUUUGGGGCCACCAUCUUUCACGAGUAUCUGAAACAACUGGAGGCCCAAGGUAUCACAGAUGAGGCGGAACUGCCUUGUCCGCGGCUUGAACUGUGCAGGGUGUGUGAAUGCUUUGUCCCAGAUUGGUGGCUCGAAACACACUCCCAAACGUGUGUGAUGGAACAUAGAGUCGAAUCAGUGAUACAGUUGCUGCACGAUAACCUGAUAGAUCAAAUGAACCUCAUAUCGCAACAGCCAACAGAGUACAAAAACUUGCCCCUUGUGACCAAAUCAGAUUCGUACUUGGACAACAUCUUGGACUCGCUGAAGAAUCUGUGCCAAUUUGCUAUAAACAUCAACACCAGUGAAUUGUUCUCCAAGUAUCAGAAAUUUCACAACAAUAAGACAGAAUCCCUGCUAGAUAUGUUCAACGACCAAGGCAGAUCAGAAGAGCAAGACAAUGCAUCGCAAUGCUUCUUUGAGUUCUCUCCAAACACGAAGACUCACAUCAGGGAAAUCCAACUGUGGGAAAACCCACUACAAUUGGACUCUCAAGACCAUGACCCUGAUAACGGGGGUGGGCUAACUCUGCUUGUUACAGAUACAAUACAGUUGGCCAGGGAAAAGGUGGAGGCAGUGGUCCGGUUGGACAAUGCAAUGACGUACUCGCUAAAGAUUAGGAACGAGAUCAACAACGAGGUCAUGUCUAUGAUAAGGGAGCAGCUAGAAUUCAACAGAAUGCAAAUCCCAAAGCUCGAAUCGCCACAACCAUCAGCCAAACCACUUUUCGCCAACUCCUACUUGCAAAACGACGUCAUGCCACAUAGGAGCGAUAACGACUCCAAUGGAAGCAGACUUAGUAACAUGAGCACAAAGGACCCAACAAGUUCUAGUGGUACAUACACACCUACAGAUAUCACAGCCCCGCAACCUAGAGAGGAAUGCCCCUCCGGUUCAAUAACUCCGGGGACAGAAGUCGCAUACCCAAAGGGAACGAAAUCUGCACAGCACACAACUUUACUUUCAGGCGACAAAUACAAACCACUGCCCACAGUAAGCACAGUGGCAACCAGUUUGUUACCGAAGGCAAGAACCACGAUCUCUUUAACUCCGCGACGUGGGUCGCCACUGUUAAUGCAGAGAACAAGCAGUGCUAACCCUUCCAUCACGGACAAAUCUCCUCUCAACUCCCCCUUUGUGAAUUCUAGAGAGUAUUUAACACCAGAGCAAUUUCCAGCAGGUGUCAGCUCGCCAAACCAACCACUUUCCCCAUUGCUGCUGGCAACGAAUCAGUUUAAGACUCCAGCACCUACUAUCAAGGACUACGAUAUUUUAAAACCGAUCAGCAAGGGAGCAUACGGUAGCGUUUACUUAGCGAAGAGGAAAUUGACAGGAGAAUAUUUUGCGAUCAAAGUGUUAAGGAAGUCCGAUAUGAUUGCCAAAAAUCAAGUCACAAACGUAAAAUCUGAGAGGGCAAUCAUGAUGGUUCAAAGCGAUAAACCGUACGUCGCAAGACUUUACGCCACUUUCCAAAAUAAAAAUAACUUGUUUUUAGUGAUGGAAUACUUAGCGGGCGGAGACUUAGCCGCACUGCUAAAAAUGAUGGGGUAUUUACCCGAUAAAUGGGUUAAACAGUACAUCACGGAGAUUAUUAUUGGUGUUGACGAUAUGCAUAGGGACGGGAUCAUACAUCAUGAUCUAAAGCCAGACAACUUGUUGAUAGAUUCGUCAGGACACGUGAAACUGACGGAUUUUGGUCUGUCGAGAGCAGGGUUGAUCAAAAGGCACAAGAUGUUGCCAAGGAAGAAAAACAGUCUGACACUUACACAGGAUAAUAGUCCAAGUUCAUCCACGCCAAACUCUAAUCAAAGUUUCAGGAUAAGAAGGGCAGCAAAAUCAAGAAAUCCAUCAGAUUCGUCUGAAACCUCAAAACCUCUGGACUUUGUGGGGAAAUUCAAUAGCGAAGUACAGGCAUUGAAGAGAACUGAAUCCGAAUUAUCAUUCUCUAUGAUAGAUGUCUCAAGAUCGAGUACCCCGCCACCACCUAUGACAGGUAUGAGGACAUCUACAUCAUCAGCUAAUGGGUCAUUUAGCUCCACUACAGGAGGAGGCGGGGGGAAAGGGGGAGGUUCAUCUUCUUCAGCGGCCACAGCAACUACAGCUGUAACACCUACUCUACCAUUGACCAAUGAUGUAUCAACUCCAGUCCAGGUGGCACCCACAACAGGUAUAGAAUACCAUUCCUUGGAAAGCAGUACGGCACCACCAUCUGACUUAGCAUUGUUUCACCCUAAUGAUACUAAGCAAAACAAGAAAUUCUUUGGAACGCCAGAUUAUUUGGCGCCUGAAACUAUUGAAGGCACUGGGGAAGAUCCAAGCUGUGAUUGGUGGUCUGUUGGUUGCAUAUUUUUUGAACUCCUUUUAGGAUACCCACCGUUCCAUGCCAGCACACCCGAAAGGGUAUUUCAGAAAAUAUUAUCAUGCGAUGUACAAUGGCCUGAAUUUAGCUCCCUGGAAGAGGAAAGAGAAGUCAUAACACCAGAGGCCAAAGAUUUAAUAAUAAAAUUAUUGGAACUGGAUCCCAAGAAACGGCUCGGAUCUAAUGGCGCUAUCGAAAUUAUGAAACAUCCAUACUUCAACGGGGUUGACUGGGAUAAUGUCUAUGACUCCGAGGCUUCCUUUGUCCCGAGCAUUGAAAAUAUGGAAGAUACUGACUAUUUCGAUCCCAGGGGCGCGGUCUUGGAGGAUUUUGGAGGCGAUGAUAAUGACGAGGAUGUCGGUAAUUCCUCAGUUAAAAUGAAUCGUAGCAGGGUGGACAGCAACCUGGAUGUACCGGAGAUUCAGACGUCGCCAGGAUAUGUCCCGCUAUUGGGUUCACCCGGUGGUGAUAACUCCGGCCAAAACAAGUCAUCUGGUUUAGCAUUAACCACAAGUGCAGAUAUUGCAGGCCUUUCGAAUAAAGCUCUGAACAAAUUGAGUAUUGCAUCAGUUCUAGAAUCAGUUCCUCAUGAUGCAGCCGGCAGCAGAAGCUCUGCAAAAAGUAUAUCCUUGGCCAUUCCUCCUCACAUGAGAGAGAGGAGAGGAAGUAAGUUAAGCGACUCACAGACAGAGUUUGGAUCGUUUUACUUCAGAAAUCUCUCGGCACUGGAUAAGGCGAACAAAGAUGCGAUCAACAGGCUGAAGAGCAAACACAUGAACGAAGCGGGACAACAUCGCAGAUCGUCGUCCAGCUCGCAAGCAGGAUCCUCUUCAGAAAACUCGUUGAGCAAGGCUCGUCCAGGAAGAAUAUCCUUAAACGGAUCACCAGCCAUCAACUCGAUCACGAGAAGCAUUGCCAAAUCAGACACGUCUAGUGUUCGGUCUUUUUCUCCAGAUCGAUCCAUGAGCUUGGAAAGAUCAAUCACCUCCAGGAAGGGUAGCAACGCCAGCAUGUUGGACAGUAUCGUGACCGCGAACCCGCUAACGGCAUCAAUAACCAAUGCAAGCACCCCUAUAGGGGUUAAUCCAUCCUUCUAUUAUAGUGAUUCAGAAUCGCCUAUAGUGAAUAAGUUCAAGUCUCCGUUGUCCCCUUCGCACGCUGUUCAGUCUAGUGUGGCACGAUCAGGUCUGAUUUUAAAACCUGCACCGGUCGCCGAUAAACGACGCAGCUCAAGCGAAACAAACAGCGAAAACAGCGACAGACUCCAGGCAAUUUCGAGAGUGAACUCUUUACGAUAUAGGAGGAGAAGUCAACGAAAGAGUUCUGGGAUGAGUGACAAUGCCAACAUAGGCUAUCAUAUGGAUAUUUUAUUGUGUGAGCCCAUUCCCAUACACCUAUACCGUGCUGUGAAAGAUUUGGAAACUUUGGGUUGUUCGGUUGUUAGUGUAGGUGCUGCAGACGAGUUGGUGUCUAGGGCAACAGGGUCCGUCAAAUUCGAUAUCAUUAUAUCUGCGUACCGCUUGAGUAAAUUGGGUGCUCUGGAUAUCUGCAAACUUUUAAGAAAGACAAAUGGAAUUAACUCCAAUACACCUUUUAUUGUGGUCACCAAUUACUAUCAAGAGGCCCUCAGCUUUAACGUCUUUGACGACGUUCUAGAGAAACCUGUCGUUUUCGAUGAUCUCAGAAGGGUCAUUUCGAAGUACGCUCUAAAGAAAAGUCAAGAGGAGGAGGACACCAUAUUUUCGGAUGCAGACGAUUUCCACAUCCCUCAAUAG
This is a messenger RNA of Huiozyma naganishii CBS 8797, 4584 nucleotides long. It is a transcript of the gene RIM15, whose product is annotated as protein kinase RIM15. Gene Ontology annotation, cellular component: cytoplasm; nucleus. Bases 1 to 4584 code for a protein of 1527 amino acids. The transcript has a single exon. Gene Ontology annotation, biological process: phosphorelay signal transduction system; peptidyl-serine phosphorylation. The record is from RefSeq and is a predicted model, not a curated record. Gene Ontology annotation, molecular function: protein serine/threonine kinase activity; ATP binding. NCBI's taxonomy places the organism in Eukaryota, Fungi, Ascomycota, Saccharomycetes, Saccharomycetales, Saccharomycetaceae.